Nannospalax galili (Upper Galilee mountains blind mole rat) is the source of this 5024-nucleotide messenger RNA. It is a transcript of the gene Znf804b, whose product is annotated as zinc finger protein 804B. Lineage: Eukaryota; Metazoa; Chordata; Mammalia; Rodentia; Spalacidae. The record is from RefSeq and is a predicted model, not a curated record. Gene Ontology annotation, cellular component: nucleus. Bases 844 to 4845 code for a protein of 1333 amino acids. The transcript is spliced from 4 exons.
AAGGAAUCAGUCUUUUCCUGCCCUUCUUCUCCACCUUGGUCCUCUCCAGUCAUCCCCACUGCCGCCCGCAAAUCCUGUUGAAAGUUGGCUCAGAAACGGGGCAGAAGGACCUCGGGGCUGGUGCUGCCUAUUCCGGGAGGCGGAGCGGCGGGUCGCGCAGCCCUGUGGCGGCCGCGGCAGCUGUCACCUUCGGUCUCUCCGCCUCGGGUACCCGGGUCCUCCAGAGCCCUUAGCUCCUAGCCGGGCGCUUACUGUUCCCGCGCACUAGUCGCCGCAUCCCUAAUUCCCAGCGCUCGCCCUCUCCCGGCCACUGCAGCAGGGACCGUGCUCCGCGAGCCGAGGACCAGUGCCGCACUCCGCGCACUGGCUGCAGCCGCUGGAUCCCCGCCGCAGCCCUCAGCUCAGCCUGGGGACGCCCAGCCGAGGAUGGGGACCCGCUCCUGAGCAGCUCCACCCCACUCCGCCGGCACCUCUAGAGGCGGCAAGGGGCGGGAGGAAAGGGGCGGGGGGCCCCAAUUCCCUGGUGGACCCAGGAAGUUGUCCUUUAAAACACAUCUCCAGCCCGCGGUUGAGCGCCACCUCGGCAGAGCAGCAUGUGGACUGGCUCGACAGGUCCCCUAAGUGUUCUGUGGCUGCCCCUGCCGCCUCAGUCGGAGCGACCGCUGUGGACAUCCAGAGACCCGCGGUGGGCGAGGAGCAGGGGGCUGGGAGCUGCGUCUCCGCUUGCUGCCGGCUGCUUUUUCUUCAGAGGUGGCAGUGAUUGUGGCUGCUGAGAAAUCAGUUCGCAUUUUCAGGCUGGUCGCCUGGUGAGGAGUUGGGACUGCACCUUCUGCCCGGACGCACAUGGCUUGUUACCUGGUCAUCAGUUCCAGACAUCUCAGCAAUGGGCAUUACCGGGGCAUUAAAGGAGUCUUCAGAGGGCCCCUCUGCAAGAAUGGAUCUCCGUCUCCGGACUUUGCAGAAAAGGAGAAGUCCACAGCCAAAGCUCUGGAAGAUGCAAAAGCAAACUUUUACUGUGAAUUAUGUGACAAGCAGUAUCACAAACACCAGGAGUUUGACAAUCAUAUUAAUUCUUACGACCAUGCUCAUAAGCAGAGACUGAAAGAAUUAAAGCAGCGAGAAUUUGCUCGAAAUGUAGCUUCCAAGUCAUGGAAAGAUGAAAAGAAACAAGAAAAAGCACUUAAGAGACUCCAUCAGCUGGCUGAGUUAAGGCAGCAGUCUGAAUGUGUUUCUGGAAAUGGACCAGCAUUCAAAGCCCCCAGGAUAGCCAUAGAAAAGCAACUCCAGCAGGGAAUUUUCCCAGUUAAGAAUGGCAGAAAGGUAUCAUGCAUGAAGAGCGCCCUUCUCCUUAAGGGAAAGAAUCUCUCCAGAAGCACUACAGACAAGCAGCGAUUUACCUUGCCAAAUCGACACCAGCUACCAUCAGACAGAUGCUAUUUGUUUGGCAAUAGGAUAACACAAACAUCUUCAGAUCUCAGCAACGUCAACCACAGGACAGGCGUGUCAUUCUCAUUUUCAAAAAAAGCAUAUCUAAAAUUAGAAUCUUCAGCCUCAGUUUUCAGUGAGAACACAGAAGAAACUCAUGACUGUAACAAGUCACCUGCCUAUAAAGUCAAACAAACAGUGGAGAAAUGCAAGUGUUGCAGGUUUGCAAACGAGGCUAUAAAUCUCACCAAGGAGGAAGAUGUCAAGACUUCCCCAAGACAUCUGGAGAAUGUUUUAAAUAACACGUUCACCACAAACUCCAAAAUAUUGCAAGACAGGAAGGAAUCUUUUAAUGAGAAACUAGAACAUUCAACAGACAGUCAUACUUCCUUCUCCAAAUCAAGUAUACAUGUUUCAGAAGCAGAUUUUAUGACUUCCGGGAGAGAGAACGAAAUUAGGACCACAUUGAAGAACAAUUCAGAAAAUUGCAUUAAUCACCCAUGCCAAACAAAUUAUUCCUCCAGCUCACUAACCAUGUAUAAGCACAGUGAGGCCAGGCUAUGUGAAAGUCCGGAUGAAUUUUUGUCUCUAGGGUCAAGUGAACAAAAGAGUAAUGUGCAUUUGAAUCCUAAUUCCAUAGUGGAGAACAGAGCAAAAUCUUUAAAUGAAGUAGAAAGAGUUAGCAAAAAUAUGCCACGACUUUGGAGAGAAAGUUGCCCCCACGAUGUCAAAUCCAAAUCAUUCCCUUUUCUCCACGUGCAGAGCAAAGAUGGCCGCACCACUCUACAGUGGCCUACGGAACUUCUGUUUUUUACCAGAACAGAGCCCUGCAUUUCUUAUGGCUGCAAUCCAUUAUAUUUUGAUUUUAAGCUUUCUAGGAACCCAAAGGAGGAGCAUAAUUCAGAGAAUAUUAAAACAGAAUUGGAAAUGAAGACAAAAACAGAGAGCCAAGGCUCAGGUUUAGGAGACCAACAAACAUCGAACCAAGAAAAUCAAUCUCUGAAACUAAAGACUGCUACAGCUAACUCAGAUCAGCAACAGUUCCAGAGAAAAUACAGUUUGGGCUACAUUCAUCAUGAGUCUAGUAAGAACAAACAUAAUGUUAGUCCAAGGGACAUGGGAUCAAAAAUUCCUGAAGGGCCUACUUACCUUAAUCUAUCUAUAAAGGACUGCACAAAGAAGGAUAAUGCUGAUGAUAAUGAAUUUAUGGGAUCUACACAAACCCAUUGGCAAAGUGGCAAAAGAACAGUUCUAAAUAAUGCUCAGGAGGGUUUGUCUUGCCCUCCUCAUGUCUCUAGGCCUAAAAAGCAUGAAUUGAAUACCUGCAGUGCACAUUCAGAGUUUGAAGAUGAAACCCAGUAUAUCUGGAAUUCUAGUCCUUAUACAACAGGGGGUUACAGUGAGGACAAAAAUAGCCACAACUUCAGCACGACCUGCAGUGCUUCUGCAUGUGGCAACCGAAGUUACAAGAGAUGUUCUCCAAAGCCGUCUCUGACUGGCUGUUCCAGCCCUCUGGACCCAUCUUCUGGGCGCAUUUCCAGCUGGAGGAGCACUUGUUCAUGUCACAAGACAAGUGGCCAAGGCAGGAGUAAUUUGCUCUACUUUUGUAAAAGAGAAUGCAACUCGGUUGAAAGGCACACGUGGAAAUACAGGAAGCACAACUCUCUCUACUUGUCUGAUGAGAAAAUAAGCAGUAACUGCCCUCAGUCUGAAACUCAGAAACAUGGGAACUGUAAAUUGGGGGACUCAUUUAAAAAGAAAAGACACUCAAAAUACAGGUACUGUCACUGUAGAGAAAGGUAUAAGCUGGAUAAAAACCAGCAACUUGGAGGGCCAAAAUCCACAAGAAUUAUGCAUUGUGAUUCUAGCUCACAGACUCCCCUUGCUGGAAGCAAUGAUAAACCCUUUAAUGACCAGAGACCAAAGUGCAGCAAAUUGGGCUCCAACUCAAGACAAAGAAUUCAUUACUUAAAUAAAAGCAAAAGAAGUCCAAAGUCCUUGGCCAGCCCUCAUAUUUGUAAAGUGGGAGAAGUCAUAGGCAGACAGUACAACUCGGGUGCUCUUAAAUACCUUCUACAGAACUGUCCUAAUGGCCUUUCAGAAACUGCAGACUUAAAUGCUGUAGAAAAAAGGAUGCCCCUGACUGCCAAAGGCCUUUUAGAAAGAGUCCAAGCCAAGAAGUUUCAGCAACAAUCAUCUAAGUUUGAGGUCUCCUCAAACAGUUCUAUAAAAGAAUCAGAGACUCAUUCUCAAAUCCAAUGCACAAUUCAACUUGUACCACAAAGCUGCAACCGAACAGCAUUGCCUUUGUCAGAGAAAAGACAAUUCAUGAGCAAAAGACAAAUUGAUAAAGACAAUAUAGUUCAUAGGACUACUGAAAAAGAUAAAAUCAAAACCCCAAAGACAAAUAAUUUUACCAUUUUAGCAGACACCGAAUGUGAUAACCAUCUUUGUACAGGUAUAAAUCAUACCGUAACAGAGUCUCAGUCUUUAAGCAGGAAAAAGAACCCAAUAACAAAAGAACAAUCUAAACCUUUAAUUAGUGAAGUCCAACCAUUUCUUCAAAGCUGUGACCCAGUACCAAAUGAUUUCCCCGGUGCUUUUCAGACUAAUAGACAUACUGGUAUAACUGAUUCAACAGAGACCAAAGAGGACCAAAUAAAUCUAGACUUACAGGAUGUAAGCAUGUGCAUGAAUCAUGCAGAGAGGAAUACCAACACUUACUAUGACAGAACUAUGCAGAAGCAUGACAAAGUGGAAGAUGAAUUAGAAGUGUGUCAUAAAUCUCUCUCUCCUCCAUUGAUUCAACAGCCUAUAACAUUUUCUCCUGAUGAGAUAGAUAAAUACAAACUUCUACAGCUACAAGCCCAGCAGCAUAUGCAAAAGCAGCUUCUGUCAAAGCAUCUUCGAGUUUUGCCUACUGCAGGGACCACUGCCUUCUCCCAGACCUCAGCUCUGCAGACAGUUCCAGUUCACCAGCACACAUCCAUCACUACCAUCCACCACACAUUCCUACAGCACUUUGCCGUCUCUGCGUCCAUAAGUUCCCAUAGUAGUCACCUCCCAAUAGCUCAUCUACAUCCGCUUUCACAGCCACAUUUCACCCCCAUCUCAUUUUCUACCAUGGCUCCAGCCAUUGUCCCUACACACCCCAGUUUCUUAGGUCAUCCCCUACAUUUCGUCUCUGCUGCCCCUUUUCACCCAUCUCAUAUAACAGUCCAGCCCCUGCCUCCUGCAGCAUUUAUCCCCACAUUUUUUGGUCCUCACUUAAACCCAGCCACAACUUCUGUCAUCCACUUAAAUUCUUUAAUUCAACCUGUGUUCCAAGGUCAAGAUCUUUGCCAUCAUUCUUGCUCCAGCCAGAUACAACAGUUAAAUGGAGUGAAAGAAGCCUUAAAUAUGUCAGCACACUUGAACUAAUAGGAGUUAGAGCUCCUUUUAUGGAUAAACAAAACAAAAUGACACUACCUGCAAAUAAUGUAUUAACAAUCAUCUAUCUGAUAUAAGAUUUAAAAUAAUGGUGCCAAAUCAAAAUGUAAUUCAUACAUAAAUGUAAGUUGAAUUAUCAAUAAUGAAGCAGUAAAAUUUUAAGAACUUCU